Molecule: messenger RNA, 360 nt
Organism: Jaminaea rosea
Lineage: Eukaryota; Fungi; Basidiomycota; Exobasidiomycetes; Microstromatales
Exons: 2
Coding region: 1-360 (119 amino acids)
Molecular function (GO): metal ion binding; RNA binding
Source: RefSeq, a predicted model, not a curated record
AUGGCGCAAGAGGCAGGCUUUGAGGGCACCAUGGAUGGCGCUCCGCGCACAGUCUGCAAACACUGGCUGCGUGGCCUCUGCAAGAAGUCAGAUGCGACCUGCGACUAUCUCCACGAGUACGACAUGCGCAAGAUGCCCGAGUGCCGCAUGUUCGCCACCUUUGGCUUCUGCAAUGCGGGAGAGGAGUGCUUGUACCGUCAUAAGCUGCCCAAAGAGAAGAGAAGGGAGUGUGAGGAGUAUACGAGAGGGUUCUGUCCGAGGGGACCCGAGUGCGCCAAGAAGCAUGUGAGGAGGGUGGUGUGCGACUAUUAUCUGGCGGGAUUCUGUCCCAAAGGACCCGAGUGUGAGAGGGCGCAGUGA